Messenger RNA from Lymnaea stagnalis (great pond snail), 1179 nucleotides. NCBI's taxonomy places the organism in Eukaryota, Metazoa, Mollusca, Gastropoda, Lymnaeidae. The record is from the annotation of a GenBank genome assembly.
ACCAUGAACGCCACCCCUGCUACCGGUACUGUAAUAGAAGAGGUGAGGCUCAUGUGUCUCCUAGUUAUGGUCUUUGGGGGCACCUAACUUGAUUUAAGCAGGAUGUCUGAUUCCGAGGCAGCCAGCUGUAUGUGAAUUUUUAUUGUUUAUUAUAAUGUAACAUAUAAAAUUAGUUAAAUUUGAGUUAUUUGCCUAUAGUUAUAAUAAAGUAACAUUCUCUAGAGUAGAAACUCAGUUAACUAUUUUUGACCAGAUGUAGUGGGGUAAUUAAAAAAAUCUGUAAUUAAAGAAGUUUUUUAUUUAAAUUAAGAGUGUAAUUUUUUUUAAUUUCUACCUUUCAUAAUUGGGUGUUAAACUCCUCACACCUGUUUCAGACUUUUACCCUUUGAAUGUAAAAGUGCCCUACACACAGCCCACUGCAAUCAGACCUUUAGCACUUUUAAACUAAUUGCAUAAAUUCUUCAUAAAUAAACAUGUCCUUCUCCAGACUAAAUAUGAUGCUAUUUGUUGUAAAAUAAUAGUCUAAAAAAUUUAUAGAAUGACAUAACCACACACAAAAAAAUCUUUUUUUUUCCUUUUUGUACCGGGGUAAUAGACAUAGCCUAAUCAUAUUUUAUGCCUGUUAAACCUAUCUGAAAUACUAUUCCAUAUUUUUAAGGACCAUGAAAAUAUUUAUCAACUUUAAAUGGUCAUUUUUAAAGAAUCAUUACAUUAUUUACUUCAUAUAUUUCUUCGCUAGGUGAAUGAUAGCGACCCUGUGAAAAUUGAACUUGAUGCCAUUGUAGAAAGCGUCCAGCCCCUGAAGUGUUCAAAGUGCUUCGAAAAGUUCACUGACGCAGGUGUGUACAACAAUCACAUCAACAAUCAUCCCACAUUCAUGUGCAAGGAAUGUGGCCAGGUGUUCCAUCGUAGAUUCAACCUGACUCGUCAUUUCCGCAGCGAGCAUCUUGGUCGAGAAUACCUCAAGUGUCGUCACUGUGGUUACCAAGCAAACAUUUGUGCAGAGUUACGCCGACAUACAACAACCGAACACAAUGACCCCAAACCAUUUUACUGCACGUAUGAAGGCUGCACAUUUCGACAGACAAAAUAUAGUGCCGUGGUUUGCCACAUGCGAAUUCACACCAAUGAGCGGGAAUAUACCUGUGACAAAUGUGGACAGACAUUUGUUGCGCCGAA